GUUAUUUUACGCCUGCUUAAUUAGGUUACUUUCAUGUCGGCUAUUGCGUAGGCUAUAUAAAUGCCCGUCGCGGUGAAGUACACAUGCACAUCGCAACUCGGUCCUGUACUGUACUUCACAACCAACUUCAGCAGAGUAAACUAUUGAGAUUUUGAAAGGAAACCACGGACGCCGAAAAGUUGUUAAACCUUUACAGGAACUUUUCACUGGUGAAGCCAACGCUGGAAUGGACGAUUUGGACGCUUUGUUGGCGGACCUGGAAUCCACGACAUCCCACAUUUCCAAGCGUCCUGUGUUCCUGUCUGAGGAAACCCCCUACUCUUUCCCCACUGGGGGAAACUCCUACCAGGAUGUGUCAGUCCCUCCCCCGGUGCCGCCCCCUCCCUCCGCUGAGGCUCUGAAUGGCUCUGUGAUUGACUCCCUCCACUCCUCCCAACAGUCCUUGGGUUCAGCUCCAAAGAGCUCAUGGUCCAGGGACAGUAGCAGCCCGCCCCGGUCCCAGAUUGAAGAGGACCACGUGUACAGUUUCCCCAACAAACAGAAGUCUGCUGACCCAUCUGCGGGAGCCAUGAGCUCCGCGCUAGGCAGUAACCUGUCAGAGCUAGACCGGCUGCUCCUGGAGCUCAAUGCUGUCCAGCAGAACUCUCCCUCUUUCCCCACCACAGAGGAAACCGCCCCACCCCUGCCAUCCUGCAGCAUUACCAACUAUGUGCAGCAGAACGGGGGGCCCCCUGACAUCAUGGUGAGCCCUCCCGUUCAGGAGAAGCCCAAACAGAAUGGGACCAGGGUGGUGGAGGAUGGCCGGCCCACAGUGGAGAGUCUGCUGGAUGAGCUGGAGGGUUCUGUACCCAAUCCCAGCCCCUCUGUUCUUCACAGUGAGCUGGACUCUCCCUCUCAGCAGCAGGCCAGAAUCUCAGCAUCCUGUGCUACACGCGAGCUUGACGAGCUCAUGGCCUCCCUGUCCGACUUCAAGCUGGAUCAAGCAGAAAUCUCCCCCAGCAGCACUCUGGAGGUCCAUCCUCAGCCAUGUACCCCCUCCUCCCCUGUUGCAGCUGCCCCCUCCCCCCUCCUUUCCUCUCAACCUGCCUGUGACUCCCCUCUCUUAUCACUGCCUGACUGGGAGCUGCACAUAGAGGAGGAAGGUGGUGUGGCAUUGUCCUCUCCACAUCCCUCAUUAUCAAGCCCUCCCCCAGCAACUGUAACCUUCCAGAGCCCUCUGUUCUUUGCAGAGAGUGAACCAGAAGCCUUCAUCGACGUCUCUGCCACCAUGCUGUCCUCUCAUCAGAAGUCCUUGGUAGUCCUCAACCACUCCAAACCUUCACCUAGCACAGACACCAGUCCUCCCAAUGCUGCUAGACCAUCACUCACCUCAGCCAGCACCACGUUGGACCAGAACCCCUUAAAAUCCCCUAGUCCGUCUCUAGAACGUGGCAUAACUCCUCCCUCUGUUACCAAAAGCCCCAGUCCCCUAACUGACAUGGAUCUAAGUUUAUCGACUCCAACUACUACUAAGAGCCUUAGUCCUGUUCCUUUCUCUUACUCCAAGUCCCCUACUCCUCUCACUGCUUCGAAAGCCCCCUCACCAUCUCUGGUCACAUAUCCCAAGGCUCCCCCUCCCCCAGCUCUCACUAGCCCCAUGAUCUCAAGGAGAGUUCUGCAGCCAGUCCCUGCAGCCGAGCCCUCUCUGGAUGAAGCCCUGGAUAAGCUGCUGGCCAUACGUUUGGCCAAGAUUGAGAACGAUAAAGUCCCUAUGGAGGCACCUCGGCUGAAGCGGGAGGUGGUGCAUGAGAAGUGCAUCGUGCCCUUAGACAGAAGGGAGGUGCAGCCGGACACCGCCGAAAGUACCCGGGACGGGGCAAGAACCGGGGACGAGGCAAGUACCCAUGAAGGGACAUUUACCCGGGAUGGGUCAGUAAUAAGUGGACAUGUUGAUGGGUAUAGGGAGCUCAUGGACUGGGCUGAUGAGGAGCUGAACAUGUGUCUCCAAGAUGGACUGGAUGGUGGUAUGACUCCUAAUACAGAGAGACCUUAUACAGAUGGGAGCAUGACCCCGACGACUGAGGCCAGCUGGAUGGAUGAGUCCCUGGAUGGCUCCUCCUGCCCUGGGACUCCUGAUGCUUCCCUGGACCUGCCUCUGCUGCAGCAGGCCACUGUGGACAGGGUCUCAGCAUCUGGACAUCUUAAAUCAGUGAUUAGGCGCACCAAGGAGACCUCCAACGUACACCCCAUGUACCGAGAGGGUCACCCCCGGAGGGGGCGGGUGGGCCCCAUAAUUGUCAACAAGAGCAGCUCCCAGGACCGCCUCAUAGAGGAGCUGCAGGGGAAGCUGGGGAUUGGUCGAUUGGCUGACCGCCGGUGUAAGCAGCCGGACGAUUGGCUCACUGAGGGUAUCAUCGUCAUGUCCAAGCCACAGCGCUUCCGUGGCGACGGGGCAGCGAACAAGGUGGACAAGAUCAUUAUUCCCCCAGAGUCCCCUCUACCUCAGAGGGUCAUUUACCCACCCCAGUCUCCCCCAGCGCCUCGUCACACUCCUAUUAUAGAAAAACCCAGUAGACCCCCACCUAUGCAGCGGACCCCUGCUCCUCUACCUCCUACGCCUCCCCCCUGCCCCCCUCCUCCACCCCAGGAACCCAUCCCUCCCCCACCUAUGAAGCAGACCCCUGCCCCUCCUACGCCUUCCCCCUGCCCCCCUCCUCCACCCCAGGAACCCAUCCCUCCCCCACCUAUGAAGCAGACCCCUGCUCCUCUACCUCCCCCACUUCUGCUUGUACAACCUCCAUCCCCACCUGUCCCAGUAUGGCAGGCCCCUGCCCCCAAGCCAGCACCCUCUCCACCAGUGCAGCCUGCACCACCACCACCUCCCCCCAAAGUCCUGGUGUCCGUUGGCUGUCAAACCGAAUACGACCCAAUCUUACCUCCAAUGCAGAUGGCCCAGGGGAAAGGUGGCCCUGGAGGCCCCCCAACGCAGGUCAACAAGCUGGACAACAUGCUCGGCAGCCUGCAGUCUGACCUCCAUAAACUGGGUGUGCAGACCGUUGCCAAGGGAGUGUGUGGGGCCUGCUGUAAACCAAUCGUGGGACAGGUGGUGACUGCCAUGGGGCGCACGUGGCACCCGGAGCACUUUGUGUGUACCCACUGUCAGGAGGAGAUAGGUUCCAGAAACUUCUUUGAGCGUGACGGAGCACCCUACUGCGAGAAGGACUACCACAACCUGUUCUCCCCACGCUGCCACUACUGCAACGGACCUAUUCUGGAUAAAGUUGUGACUGCGUUGGACAGGACAUGGCAUCCUGAGCACUUCUUCUGUGCUCAGUGUGGAUCAUUCUUUGGCCCAGAGGGCUUCCAUGAGAAGGAUGGGAAGGCGUACUGUAGGAAGGACUACUUUGACAUGUUUGCGCCUAAAUGUGGCGGCUGUGCCCGAGCCAUCCUGGAGAACUACAUCUCUGCACUGAACUCCCUUUGGCAUCCAGAGUGCUUUGUCUGCAGGGAGUGCUUCACCCCAUUUGUGAACGGGAGUUUCUUUGAGCAUGAUGGGCAGCCCUACUGUGAGGUUCACUACCACGAGCGCCGCGGGUCCCUCUGCUCUGGCUGCCAGAAGCCCAUCACGGGCCGCUGCAUCACAGCCAUGGCCAAGAAGUUCCACCCUGAGCACUUUGUCUGUGCCUUCUGCCUCAAGCAGCUCAACAAGGGCACCUUCAAGGAGCAGAAUGACAAGCCCUACUGCCAGGGCUGCUUUGUGAAACUCUUCAGUUAAGGAGUAGAUUGUCUAUGCCUGGAGAUUUGUGUGUGUGUGUGUGUAUGGGGGAAGAAUCUGUGUAGCUCAGGUAGUGUGUGUGUAUGGGGGAAGUGUCUGUGUAGCUCAGGUAGUGUGUGUGCGAAUCAGAUUGAGUUUGUUUGAGUGCAUUUUCUGUACACUGAUGGUGUGUGUGUGUGUGUGGAGUUCCAGCAUUCUUCUAUCAGCCCCUGAAGUGUUAUGGACAUCCAUAUCAGGUCUAGGCCUGUCUGCUCUCUCUGAUGCUCAGACUAUCGUAUGAUUUCAAGCCCAAAUAGUUUUGCUUUUGCAAGGAAUAUACGUACAUGGACUAGUGUUUGAGGUUGCUGCUCACUGGUUGAGUGUGUCUUCUGAAACCAUUUGAAAGGUGGCAUGUUAGAGGGAGCAGUUGACCUGUUGUGUUUUUUAUCAUUUGUAUUUGUUUUUUCAACUGCUCAAGCAAAGGCCUUGGUGAUAUUUCUUUAACUUUUCCUGUCUGAGUAACUGAGAACAGAUGGUUAAAAUUGCCAUUGUAGCAUUGACUGGAAAUAGGCUGUGGGUCAGUCAUUAUUUUAGUACUUGUGACGCAGACAGUUGUGUCAUCAGACCCCUUCAGCCUUGUGACGCACAAUCAUUAAAACCCCCAAACAAGCAUUUGUUGCCUUUGACAAACAUACUAAUGCUGACAUGUUACACUUUGAUUUGAUGUAUUUGAACGUUUCUAUAAAAUGUGAGAUUAAUUUACAACCAAUAAUAUUUGACUCCCUUUUAAUGUUUGGAAAAAUAGGAAUCUCAUAAUACAACAGAUGGGUAAUAUUGUAACUUUGUCACCACCAAUGCCUACCCAGUCCUUUUUAGAGCUUAAACCUUAGCUGGACUGGUUUAGGAGUUGUCUUCUGUUCAGAAAGGGCUCAUGCAGUAUAAAAGAGCAUGCCAUGAUCAACAUUAGAAUGUAUUCUGCAUAUAGGAGACAGUUACAUUUUACUGUGAGAAUAUUGUGUACACUGUAUACAAAGUGCUGGUCAGUUAAUAUAACCAAUAACCACUCAUUAAGAGAAAUCCCCUAAGACAUUUCAUAGCAGAGAUACUUUUAAACGUUUAUCCUUAAAGUUACUGUGCAUUUUAUUCCACUUUUUAAUUAUAUAAAUAGUGCACAAGGUGAAGCCCUUAUGUAAGUACACACAGUUUAAAUGCAAACAAUACUGUAUGCAACUGUAAACAUUGUAUGGUGAACUCAACAACCCCUUGAUUCUAUCCAAGUUACACUUUCAAGGAAUAUGCCUAUUUUUGUGCCAAUAUAUCAAUGCAAUGUAUUUUACACUGGGGAGACCAGCAAGGUAGCCUACUGUUUAUAGACUGUGAUUCCUGGACUCUCUCUUCAGAGCUCUGUCAGUGAGUCUACUGGAUAAUAUGUUGAUAUUGGUCUGCGUGUAACUCUCUAAAGCUAUGGAGGAAAUGGCUUAUUUAGAGAAGCAUCUGAGUUGCAUCUACUGUACACCAGCUGGGUUUGUGGGCUUGUAGUUUUAUCAUGUAAUGGUUGCAUUACAUCAUUUUAUUGGACCUGUAUCUUGUUCAGGGAUUUACACCCAGAGCAUUUCUGUUUUUAUUUAGAAAAUCAUUUAGCCAUUUGUCUACACAUAAUUAUUGUAGAAGGCUAUUAUUUAAUCAAAGCAAAUGUUUUUUUCUCCUUUCAUUUUUGAAUGUCACAGUACUGAAUACUGAUCCAACUCAUUUCAUAUAGGCUAUACUGAAAUAAAAUCUGUUUUUGGUACCAAA
Messenger RNA from Oncorhynchus mykiss (rainbow trout), 5527 nucleotides. RefSeq names its product paxillin. The record is from RefSeq and is a predicted model, not a curated record. Lineage: Eukaryota; Metazoa; Chordata; Actinopteri; Salmoniformes; Salmonidae. Gene Ontology annotation, biological process: endothelial cell migration; substrate adhesion-dependent cell spreading; transforming growth factor beta receptor signaling pathway.